Propithecus coquereli (Coquerel's sifaka) is the source of this 536-nucleotide messenger RNA. RefSeq names its product oocyte secreted protein 2 (gene OOSP2). The transcript is spliced from 4 exons. The record is from RefSeq and is a predicted model, not a curated record. Lineage: Eukaryota; Metazoa; Chordata; Mammalia; Primates; Indriidae. Bases 12 to 536 code for a protein of 174 amino acids.
GGUCUGCCCAGAUGAAGGUCUCUGUGGCUUUUGAAGUCUUGAUUUUCCCUGCUGCAUUGAUUUGGCCUUGUGCUGAGAACAUCAAUGUGAAAAUAAGUUGUUCUAUGGACUGGGUGAUGGUCUCAGUUAGCCCAUGUGCGCCCAGCAGCAAUCUGUAUAUAUUUGCUGAUGAAUUAUGUCUGGGAAUGGGCUGCCCUGUGACUCGGAUACAAACAUAUGUGUAUGAUUUUAUAUAUCCUGUUCAUGAGUGUGGCAUCAGGACAAAGAUUAUUUCUGAGGAUACACUCCUUAUUCAAACUGAGAUAUACUUUACCCCAAGGAAUAUACAUUGUGACCAUCAGAAAAUCCCUCUGGAGUGUUCUGCCUCUAGAAAAUCAGUGUGGCUUACACCAGUGUCUACUGAUAAUGAAAUAAAAUUGGAUCCCAGUCCCUUUAUUGCUGACUUUGAGACAACACCAGAAGAGUUAGGGUUAUUAAAUUUUGGUCAAACUUGCUGUCCCCUAGAGGAGAAACAGAAUUUAAAGUUGGUAUCAUGA